Saccoglossus kowalevskii is the source of this 1721-nucleotide messenger RNA. RefSeq lists its product as uncharacterized. The record is from RefSeq and is a predicted model, not a curated record. Lineage: Eukaryota; Metazoa; Hemichordata; Enteropneusta; Harrimaniidae.
AACUCACGUAGCAGCCAUAGUAAGCGUUGUUUAUGCUUACAUAUUAUAUGCUUUAGUUUAGUAUUUCUACACCAGGCGUUACGUCUACUGCGCUACCAGGAUUCUCUGUAUCUUCACAUAUUCACAGAAAAACAAUUCGCCGCUCAGGUAGAUAGACUAUGCGAUUAUAAUGUCAUCGGAUUCUAAAGGCGAAUCACAGGAGGCGAGGCAUUCGCCUACAGCUAUGAGGAACGAAGGGGUGACACGUAAAAUGGCGACCAACACCAGUCAGGACGUUAAAAGAAGUAGCUGGUUGGGACUUUCAAGGUCGAAGAAAAAAUACAAUUUUCGGAGCGAGCCAACUUAUUCGGAGCCACCCGAUGAAGCCCCGAAGGACAAGAUGUUGGGCGACUCGAGAGACAUACCGACUCUGUUAGAACGUUUAGAUAGAUUUGAGGAAGUCGAUAAUCCAAAUGGACGAGAGGUGAUUUCCUUACAGAAGACUCUUAUAUCCAAGCUACUCACAGAAAACAAGCAGUUAAAGUCCAAGAAAUCUUACGCAGAAGUUCUUGAAAAAGAAAACUUAGAACUGAAGAAAGAAAUAAAAGAAUUAAAAGACAAUAGAAACUUAGUAGAACUUCUUAAAAAGGACAACCCUAAACAAAACGGCGUCAAUGUUGAUGAAUCUACAAGUACUGUGGUUGAUUCCCUUUCUAAAGAAAUAAGGAACUUAAAAGCAGAGAAUUCGAGAUUGAAAAUCAUAAAUGAUCAAAUAAAAUAUGCCAAGGAGCAGUUGCAGAUAGCACUGGACCACCAAAUCCGACAGAUGAAAGAAAAUGCUUCACAGAGCAAUGGCGCACAUAAUGGACUUUCUCAAAUGAAUGGUCAUCAUAAUACUUCACUGUCAAACAAAGGGAAUCAUUCUAGAGCAUCAUCUUAUUCAUCACCGGCAGUUAGUACAUGUAAUGACGAAAUUGAAGUUCUGGAUGACGAUGAAGAUGAUAGGGAUUCUGGCUAUCCUGCAUCUGAAGGACAGUUCCCAUCACCAGGAAUGUACGCUAGUGGUAGCAGAGGGCGGGCUUCUUCACUCCAAACUGUUGCAUGCAUUUACAAAGCAUGUGGCGUGUUUCACCAUUGCGACGAAAUACUUAUAGAACGGCUAAGGUUUAAUCUACGAUCGAGACAUAUUGAUCUGAACUUAGAUGACUGGACAAAGACUUCGACAAUUGGACGGCUGUGUCUCGUAUUCUGUCUCAAUGCUUCAAGGGUUGGCUCCGAUGUCGAGAAUGCACUUCAGGGGAUUAGUAAAGAAGCAGAGGUGGUGCUUAUAGUGAUGCACCACGUCCCUUACAAACCCAAUAGGGUGGAUCCACAAAGCGAAGACAUUAUCGGCAAGAGAGAAAACAUCUGUCUUGUUGUCGAUAUGUUAUUUUUCGAGAAAGAUGGACUUUAUGAUUGUGAACAGAAUGACAAAGCUUUGGCAAGAAUUAUCCGACUUUUUGAAAUGUUGUGUUAAGUUGAGUUUCAGUAGGAAUCUGUCCUCCGGCACGGUGCAGAAAUAUAAUAAGUAUGUUUCGCAUCGGAUAUACAGCUAACGUACUAAAACGCUAACUACACUUGCCUGCUACAUGCUGGUACACUGAUGUAUCGUGUCUUCUGUAUAGGGUAGAGAUAUCAUAUACGCAGUGUUCCACUAAAGGUUUACGAACCAAAGUGUUAGUACAUACGGGUACUAACGACAA